GGUCAGUUGAUCCGCUCCCUCUAAACCAGGAGAGUGACGGACACCGAGGGUUGUUUACGCGUCCUCUGCGCCACAGUGUUUACCUGAAUGUUUGUUUUUGCCAACUGUAAACAGACAUUUUGGAUUUAUAACGCGCAGUCACGCCGAGCUGCAAAUGUCUGUGUUAUGUAGAUAGUAUUGACAGGAGUGUGAGUGGCGCCAUCUGGUGGCUGGUCCGCAACUGCUACGUCACUGUAACACCGUUUUAUAGUUUGAAUAUGACGCCUUGAUUGUAUAUUCAACUGUAGUUUAAUUCAUGUGCGCGUAGAGUCUUAUUUUAUCACGGUGCUUCAUUUGCCUCCUCGUGUUUACAUCGAGCCGUUGCGCCGACCUCCGUUCAAAAAAGCACCGGUUUAAUGUUGGCUGACUCUCCUCUCGGAACAUCACUUAGUGGAUGUCCACGGCCUCGGAUGAGAAACCAACGCUUCACUAGAACACACUGGCAACAGUUUCCUUCACUGUGGCAUCUCCUCGCACCAAAGGCAGCCACGUGUGCGGUGCAUCGUACCCUGGCGCUGUGUUGUUAAAUGUCUCCGUUUUUACAGAGGAGUUCGGCGGGGCGCGCUGUGAGUGUGACACACGGCACCGCAGCCUAUAAGCGUCGCCCAGCGGCUGCGACGAGCAUGACAAGCGCCCAUGGACGCGGCCGUUCUGAGUUAAAGCAGCAAUAUCCGAGGGGAGCAGCUCGUGGGACUCAUCCGUGGGUUUGUUGUGCUGGAGUUGAAAAAUACAGACGUGGACUUGCACGAGCAGGCUGCUGAAUGGAGACGGAACUCCACGUUCUGCUGUACUGGCCCAAUAUUAUUGGAUACAUCCGGAUUGGCCUUGUGUUUGCUGCAUGGGCUGCCUAUGAAACACCAGCAGCCUUCGUCCCUCUUUACGCUGUCUUCAUAGCACUUGAUGGAGUGGACGGGUGGCUGGCGAGGAGGCUGGGCCAGAGCUCCAGGUUCGGGGCCUGGCUGGACGUAGUGGUGGACAAUCUGGGGAGAGGCAUGCUGUGGGGCCUGCUGUUUGAGUGGGGUUGGCUGGUGUCUGCACUGGAGUGGUGUGUGUUUGUCUGUAACCACAAUCCCAGAAGUGACAACUGGAAGAACAGCUUCACCAGCAGCCCUCGGUUCAUACAGGUCAUCAUGGCAAAUGGGUUCCGUACACCACUGGGCACGUGGGUGGUGAGUGGGCUGCACUGCCUCCCUCUGUGGCUGUAUGGUUAUCAGUGGGGUUUCCUGUCUCACUGGUUAUAUCUACCUCUCUGGAUCCAGGCCCUGGGGGCCGUGCUGCUGGCUGCAGGCCGCCUACUGGCUCUGUCUGCCGAGAUCUGGUGUAUAUGGACACACAUUGAAUAUCUCACCAAUGAUGAGCCAGAAGAGAAAAAGAGUUGAAAGCCUCUCAGGAGAGUCGGCUUUAACUGUCCUGUCUACACCCUGAUGUUAUUCCAUCACUUUAAGAUAAACAAAGGUCAGGAUUAAAUUCCCUUCUAAGUAAAAACGAUCAGCACUGCUCUGUGGUCACAUGAGCUACAUUUUAUCCUUUUGUUCUAUCGUGGCAAAAAUGUGUUUCCAUUUUAGAUAUAACCCACCAUAUUGAAUGUAUCUGACAGCGACAUCUGCAUCUUGACCUGUCACUAAUUUAAUAAUCAUGCUUAAAUAGGUAUUCCAGUAUUUUAGAGCCUGGGCCACAUGUUUAUCAACAUCUGGGAUCUGACCAGAUAGUCUCUCCUGGCGGCCGCAACACAGUGGCAGUGGCUAUAAUGUAAUCUUAUGGGGCAACAGGUGAUGAAAUGUUCAAUAAACAUCUAUAGAAGGCUCAAUUUUUUUACACGCCCAAAUCUAUAAAAGUAGGGUCCAUUUUGAAAAAGAAUGGAAUCGCCUCGUAAAACAUGUUGUAUUGGUGAAUAUGAUCACUUUUGAGGUUUUUUUAUCCUCUGCUGAGAUAAAAGGUGUGGCUGAUCCCACACUGUCAUGUGAGAGUGUGAUGCAAACUGUGGACAAUGAGGUACUCAGGGAGAAGAAGCCUCUUCAGCUUGUUUAACUGUUCGAAUGAAUUCAGGUAUUUUAGAACAGUUAUUUAUUGGAAACACACUGCCACAGAGACCAAUUACUCUUCUAUCAGAGAAAACUGAUGAGUUAUAGAAACAUUUUGAGACAGGAACAUCCGCAAGCCGGUUAAAAGUGUAAAAGCACUGCAAAAUCUCCUCACUUUACAAAGAUGUCCUCCGUCUUUGCUCAAAAUGGGUCCCCACAAAUGUUUAAGUACAAGUACAC
Molecule: messenger RNA, 2300 nt
Organism: Pleuronectes platessa (European plaice)
Lineage: Eukaryota; Metazoa; Chordata; Actinopteri; Pleuronectiformes; Pleuronectidae
Product: CDP-diacylglycerol--glycerol-3-phosphate 3-phosphatidyltransferase
Exons: 6
Coding region: 801-1418 (205 amino acids)
Biological process (GO): phospholipid biosynthetic process
Cellular component (GO): membrane
Molecular function (GO): phosphotransferase activity, for other substituted phosphate groups
Source: RefSeq, a predicted model, not a curated record